UUCUUGAAUUCAAGAGAAGUGAAAGAGGAUGGUGAUACUGAGGCCAGGGAUCCAAACUUGGUUUGUGUAAUGUCUCCACAGCAUUUGAAGCAAAUCCUGCAUCCUGUUGUGCUUCUGAAGGAUUCUACCAAGAUAAAAGGGUACCACUGUGCAGCUUGCCAGGAGACAGCCCAGAGUAUAUCCUCAAUUAUUGAGCACCAUCAUUGUAUGCACUUCCAGCAAAAUGUCCAUUUGUGUCAGACCUGUGGAUGCUACUUCACUAAUGCACAGCAUCAAUGUGUCCAAGUAGUUGGCAGCUAUCAAUUACCACUUGGAAACUCCAGUGACCCAUAUCGACCCCAAAAGGAGAGAAAAGGGAGUGGGUGUGCAUUGCACAAAUGUCAGUACUGUGGUCAGGUCUUUCACAGAUUAUAUGAAUUUCAUCAGCACGAACGGAAGCAUACAGGCAUUACACCAUUCAGGUGUAGUAAAUGUGGCUUGUACUUCGCUCAGUCUUCCAGUUUGAGCCGUCAUAAGCGCUUUAACAGAUGCCGACGACAUCCUCUGCAAAAUGCUGCUCCAAAACAUACGGAACAGAAGCCAAACUCCAGCGGCCUGGAACAGCAAUGUGAGAAAUUGUUUGAGGUACCCCCUGGAAGCCCACAAGUUAAACUGCGUAAUUGCUAUGUGAGAUUAGUGGACUUUCGCAAGAAUGGCCAACCGCCUAAGCAAAACAGUUGUGAGAUAUGUGGGAAGGAUUUUCACCUUAGGGCGCAACUUAUUGUUCACCUCAGUUCACACACAGAUGAUAGACCAUAUAAGUGUCACAGUUGCCUGAAGACGUUCAAACAUUCCUGCAAUUUAUACAGGCACAGGAAGCAGCAUUGCUCUGGCAUCAACAUAAACAGUCUGGGUACUUUUGCAGGUCCAUUAAAAGCUGUAGUGGGGCAAUACAAGUGCCCCCUUUGUCCAAGUUUUUUCAAGUAUUCCCACAACCGUUUUCGGCACCUGCGGGAACUGUGCCUCAAAGAAUAUUCAAGGCUAGGGAAAGGUAAGGUGGGCAAUGUGUACAAAUGUGCACUGUGCAACAGCACUUUUGCUAAUCCAUCCAAUCGAACCAGACACAUAAGGAUGAGUUGCAUGAAGGAGUAUGUUCGCCGGGAGAGUCAGAAGAUAAAAAGGAAUUAUCAGGAAUGGAAGAAAUUGUCUCUUGCAAGACACCAGCAGCGAGACAAUCCUCAGCAGCAAGAAAGGCAACAGCUUGUAACACGACCUCAGCAGAAUCAGGGAAAACGUCACAAGUGCAAUCUGUGCCCUGCCACUUUUGCUCACGCGUCUGGAAAGUACAAACACAUGCGGAAACAUAAGUUGUAUGAGAAGACCGGACAACAGUUGAAGUACCGAACUUCAGUCCUUCUAAAACCAAACAGAGGGGGUACCAGUAAGAUGUCUAAUGGCAGUGAAACUGACAAAAAUGCAGGGUGCCUUCCUUUCUCUUGCCGUUUUUGUGGAAAGUCUUUCCAGGUGUCAUGCUCCCUGAAGAAGCACAUGCAGAUGCACAGGGGUGAGCGGCCAUAUCGCUGCCAGGAAUGUGGUAAGCGGUUUUUGAAGAAAUCGCACCUAGUCACUCACAAAAAUGUCCAUCAGCGAAGGAUACAGUGUACUGUCUGCAAGAAGAUACUUCCCACCAUUGGUGAGUUAAUAAAGCACAGACAAGACCACAUUAAAAAAGGGAUGCUGAAGUGUCCUGACUGCCCAUUGAAGUUCAAGUACCCUUCCUACCUGCUCCGGCACUUACCCACACAUACUCGCAUGCAGCAACGGCCACAACAGUCGCAGAAUUAUCCACAACAGCACGAGAAGAAGCAACAAGACAGUGAAGAGCAGUUUCAGUGCUCCCUUUGCCAUGGGGUCUUUGACAGUGCCACGGAGCUAAAUAAACACUGUUUAACCCAUAUGCCAAAGUGUUCCACAUGUCGUUGCCCUUUGUGCAAACGCCAAUUCAGCAGUCGCGCUGCUUUGGUCCGCCACAUGCGUUUACAUACUGGAGAAAAACCAUAUUGCUGUCAGGCAUGUGGAAAACGCUUUGCACGGAAUGAGGCCCUUAAAACUCACAGAGAGAAGUGUUCUGAAGCACAGAGAGAGCUAGCUGUUAGUGAGCAAGAAGAGAAUGUGAGUGAAGCACUGACAAUGAAGUUGUAUAAGUGCAAAUACUGUCCAAAAACAUUUGUCUGGCCCUGCAGCUUAUCGAAACAUCACAAAGGCCAUGAAUUUAGGAUUCUCUUUCCAUGCUCCAAAUGUGGUAAGUGCUAUAAAAAACUGAAGUUAGGGUCUCAUGAGAGAGUCUGUGACCUCCAAACCAAAAAGCAUAAGGAGGCCUCACACCUUCAGAUAUCUAAAUGCAAGAAGUGUGGAAAGGCAUUCUGUAGAAAGUACAACUGGAGCAUUCAUGAGCAAAGAUGCAAGGGCUCCAGUUCUGUUUUGAAAGCAAGUUUAAUGAAAACAGGUGCCAAAGAUGUAAGCACCCUGAGUACAGACAAACUGAAGCACAGAUGUCCUCAAUGUCCUAAAGCUUUCAGGUACCGCAGUUACCUCUUGAAACACCUUGUGGUGCACACAGGGGAGAAACAGUAUGAAUGUAUGCAUUGUGGCCAUAAAUACGUAAGUCACCGCCGAUAUCUUGAACACGAAGCCUUCUGCGACGGUGUUUAUAGAUACAGGAGAUCAAGAGCUGAGAUGGAUGUUCUAAAAAGUAAGCAACUGUCAGCAUCCAAACAAAAAGUUGGGCAGGUAAUUAAAGGAGAAGGUGAGGGUGAGUACAAGUGUAAAUUCUGCACCAAAAGCUUCAUGAGGUCAAAGAACCUAAGGCUUCACAUCUUGUCCCACACUGAAGUCAAGCCAUACCGCUGCAAGACCUGUGAGAGCUGCUUCUCCCGAUAUGAUCAUCUCAGGUUGCACCAAAAUCGUUGCAAAGGAAAGAGGCAACGUCUUGAAGUGCGCGUCUUCAGACUCAAUCUAGAGGAUCUGAGAAAGGGUUGGCAAAAUAACCAAGAGAAACCAGAAGAAAAAGAUGGGAAAAUGGUUAAAUGCAGUUCCUGUGGCAAAUGUUUUACUAGUAAAAUCAAUUUGUCUCGCCAUGUAGCCUUGCAGCACACCACAGUAAAACCCUUCUGCUGCAAACACUGUGGCACUUCGUUCUCCCAACAGUGUACAUUAAAGAAGCAUAGUUUAAAGUGUAAGGACAGGACUUUUUCUUCCCCUAGAGCGUGGAACUUUCGUCACGAAGUUAACAGUCAUUCUGCAAAGGAAAAUGAUAGUGACAAGCCGUGCAGGGAGACGUCUAAGCUGCUCAUGAGGAUUCAGAAGCACUACUCAGACAAAAGGAAGUAUGAAUGUGCUUACUGUCCCCGCCGCUUCAAAAACCAAGACCAACUAACAGUGCACACCCGCCUCCACACAGGGGAGAAACCCUUUGGCUGUGCUAACUGUGGUGAACGCUUUAUCCGUCGAGAUUAUUUACAAAGGCAUCUGAUAAAGUGCAAGCUUGGCAGGGAAAGUACAGAGAGAGUGCUGUGUGAUCAGUGUGGUGCAUUGCUCUUUCCAGACCAAUUACGAAGCCACCAGAGGAGCUGUGUUAGCAAUCCAAAAACACCUGACCGCUAUGACAAAGACACUGCAAGUAAGAGUGCAUCUCCAAAGACAAGGGGCUUCUCUUGUGCAAACUGUGAUGCACGCUUUUUAUUGUUCUCACAACUCCAGCAGCACUUUCUUAGCACACAUAGAGAGGACAUUUAUCAGCAGCCCCAAAAGUCACCAGCACCACUCCAGCUGCAGUUGUCAAGUAUUGGAAAAGUCAAGGAAGAACCAGUGGAUCAAGGCUAUGAAACAAACUAUCCAAUAAAUUGCAACAUUUUGGCUGAAAAGACCCCUCCACGCACAGAAUAUGAAAUGAAGAAACCAUUUGUGUGCAAAUAUUGCAACUUGCGUUUCUGUAAUAACAGUGGGCUUGGUAUGCACGUGCGAACUCAUUUGCGCAAUUUUCCUUUCUUUUGCUCAAAUUGCAAAAGGGGCUUCUGGAAUAAGCAUGUGUUUCAGAAACACCAUAAACAGUGCCGUAGGACACAGAUGAUAAAAGAGGAGGAAAAUGCAGAGAGUACAAUUCCUACUGACAUGAAUGCUAGUGUUGAAAAUACUGUUCUGGUAUUCAACAGUGGGUCAAAAACCACAGGGACAGGAGUGCUCCAAACUAAGUUCUCUUGUAAGGACGGCAACAAAGAGAAGGAGGAUUCAGCUCAGAAUCGACCUAAACGGAAAUCCCUCACAACAGUAGAUGAUACUGGACACAAGUAUCAAUGCUCUGAAUGUGAUCAAAGCUUCACUGAUGGGCUUCUACUCAUUAGUCAUUUGGAAGACCAUGGGCGUAAUGAGCAACAACAAAAACAAGGUCAUGCCUGCAACCACUGUGGCAGGGUUUUUAGUCAGCCAGGGAUGCUUUCACAGCAUUUGAAACUGCAGCAUAGUGUAAGGAUGCCCUAUACAUGUCCUGAAUGCCCAAAGACCUUCCGCUGUCCUUCAGAUCUGAAUGUCCAUAGGUGCUGUCAUGACCCCAGUCGGCCUUUUGUCUGUAGUUUGUGCCACUUAAGGUUUUGGUCAAGUUCAUCUUUAAACAAACACUCUUCUCUAGUACACCCUGUGCAAAAAUCCAAUAGUCUAUUUGUCUGUAAACCCUGUGGUAAGUCAUAUUCGUUGAAAUCCUCAUACCGAAAACACUGCAGGGUUAAGCAUCGCAAAGUGUUGAAGGAGGCAAGAAUGGAUGACCAGAUAAAAGGUCUGGUUCGCUCUGAGCAAGAGUUACGUAUAGAGGUGAAUGUUGAAGGGGAACGCCAAGCUGACAGUGAUGAAGGUGAGGAUGAUGAUGACUCUGACUCUGCACCCUACUUUCCUUGUCAUGUCUGUGGAAAAACCUUCACCACUUCAGAAAGUUUGGAGGAUCAUCAGCGCUGUCACCUUGGUGAGAAGCCUCAUGAGUGUGAAGAAUGCGGCAAGUGUUUUUUCCAGCUUAGCAACCUGCAGCAGCACCAGCGCAGCCACAAAUCGGAGUUCCAGUGCCAAACGUGCGGUCGUGGUUUUGUGUCGUUGUUUGCCUUGCGCAAACAUAAGCACACUCAUGGCAAGAGCCGUCCUCACCGUUGCUCCAAGUGCCAGCUGAGCUUCACAGGACCUUCCCAACUGGCAGAGCAUAUGGCCACCCAUCGUGAUGAAAACUUUCCCUGCGAUCUCUGUGACCGCACUUUUACCUGUAAGCUCAGUCGUGCUGAGCACCGUAAGAGCCACACUGAAUCAGAGGACUGCCUUCCACCUUUGCUCUCGCCACAAACAGCUUCUCCCUCACUGUCUUCAUCUAUUCCCCUUAAUGUGGAUCAGCAGAAAUAUCGCUGCGGGAUUUGCUGCAAGCGAUUCCAGGACCCAGAACAACUGUCAGAACAUGGAUGCCUUGCAGCCAGAGAACGUCCUUACUCCUGCCCAGAUUGCGACCAACACUUCUUGCAUGGAUCUCACUUGAAGAAGCACCAACUCAGCCAUCAGCUUUCGCAACCAUUCCUAUACCAGUGUAAUCGAUGCCACGUGUGUUUCAGCUACCGUCAUCACUUCCUCAAUCAUUUAAAGAGGCAUGGAAUCGAAGAGUGUGGAGAUGCACCGGAGGUUCUGAGCAAAAAGCAUGCCUCAAAUGCAAGUGGGACCAUGUUGGAGAACAAAUACCAAUGCCCAAUUUGCCCACACCGUUUUUCCCAUGCAAUGCAAUUAGCGGAACACCUUUCUAUACAUGAUGAGAAUACUUACGAAUGUAAACUUUGUGGUGAGGCUUUCGUAGGCAAAAGCAAUCUUGUGGAACAUGAGAAAUGUCAUCUGACUGCCUCUACUCAGUAUGAAUGUACUGAGUGUGGUGAUAGCUUCUUUGGUUGUGAUGCCUUCCGCCAGCACCACUGUGCCCGUAAACAACAUAUAGUGAGAGAAGAUGUUCAAACUGUACCAUCUUCCCCCUCCUACAAAAAAACAAUGACAUUGUCAACUUCAGGAACUGCAAAAACCUUUGAAGAGGAAGAGGAGGUAGAUGUUGGGGAGGAUUUCUACAGCUGCCCUGUCUGUAGCAAGCGGUUCUCUUCUAAACACCAUCUCAAGGAACAUCAAAGACAGCAUGCUGAUUAUUGCCCCUUCAAGUGCCUGGUGUGUGGCAAGUACUUUGCUCAAAAGAGAUACCUCAAAAAGCACCAGCUAAUCCAUCAGCGAGGCUACCGCUGCAACAUGUGCCCUCAGUCUUUCAGCAAUGAGAAAGACUAUAAGAUACACAAGAGUCUGCAUCACCAAAAGAGGAAACAUCAAUGCUCAGUGUGUCAGAAAUGUUUUGAAACUGUCCAAGGUCUCUGUCGGCACAGGUUGAUGCAUGCAGAACAACCUGGCAUGGAGGACCUCGGGGGUGACCAUCGUUGCGACAUGUGCUACAAAUCUUUCAGCCAGUUGUCGUCCCUACGGAGGCACCAGGAAACGCAUGUUGGGCAGGUUGUGUAUGAGUGUACAGAGUGUGAUAAGGCCUUUGCUUUCUUCCACCUCCUGGAGCAGCAUCAAAGUAGUCACGCUUCUUCAGCGUCAACUCCACUGUCACCAUCCCCUCAGGAUGAUCUCCUGUCCAUUCCAGCCAGUGAACAACCUUCUCCACCAAAACUGCAAGAUGUUAAUGCCUCUUUCUCAACGCCACCAGUUGUGGAUUAUGUAGUAAAUGAAAACCAUUUGUAGUGCCCAUGGGACUAUUUCUUGAAUGUACUGUGCUGUAGGGGCCCCUCACUGGUUCUAACUCUCCCAUUCCUGUCAUGUCCUCAAACUGCAGAAAUGGCAUGUUCUGAACAUUUCUUUGUUUUUUAGUAUACUUUGUGUAUGCGGAUGCUUACUACAGGUUGGGAUCUACUUCUGCUGUGGGACAAACAAAUAUUAAUACGGUAAAAACUGAAUGUUUGAUUUGUAUAUAUGUACAGUACAAUUUAGGUUAGUUAUAGGAUUUGUAAUUGGCUUUCGUUCCGUUUAACCAUAAUUCUGAAAGUACAGGUUAAAGAAAGUGUUUCCCUUUCUGAACAAAACAGUAUCUGUUGUUACUUACUGUAAAUUGUCACCCAGUAGUUAGUAAAGGUCCACCUCCUUGAUGAAUGAUUUCUACUUCAUUCAAAUAUGAACACAUGGAAGGCUUCAAGUGUCACAUUUUUUAUUUGUAUUGCACGAAGGAAGAUUCAUGAAAUGAAAUCAGUUCAUUUCAUACACAAAACUCUAAGUGUACCUACCAGUAUUAUAUCAGUGGACCUAGGAAUAUAUUUAACUGUCGUGAGAUAACUCUAUGAAUGGUCUUAACACUUUGUCCUUCAAUACUCAUAUUCAUUUCAGUUGUGUUUUUUUUAAACACCAUGAUGUAUUAUGCAUAUUGUAAAUGAAAUUGUUAGAAUUCCUUCCUGCAUAUACCAUCAGACUGAUGAUAUGUAUAUU
Messenger RNA from Megalops cyprinoides (Indo-Pacific tarpon), 7506 nucleotides. Its product is annotated as zinc finger protein 1035. The record is from RefSeq and is a predicted model, not a curated record. Gene Ontology annotation, molecular function: DNA-binding transcription factor activity, RNA polymerase II-specific; RNA polymerase II transcription regulatory region sequence-specific DNA binding. Bases 70 to 6771 code for a protein of 2233 amino acids. Gene Ontology annotation, biological process: regulation of transcription by RNA polymerase II. The transcript has a single exon. NCBI's taxonomy places the organism in Eukaryota, Metazoa, Chordata, Actinopteri, Elopiformes, Megalopidae. Gene Ontology annotation, cellular component: nucleus.